Molecule: messenger RNA, 1849 nt
Organism: Rhinolophus ferrumequinum (greater horseshoe bat)
Lineage: Eukaryota; Metazoa; Chordata; Mammalia; Chiroptera; Rhinolophidae
Gene: SP8
Product: Sp8 transcription factor
Exons: 3
Coding region: 239-1708 (489 amino acids)
Biological process (GO): regulation of transcription by RNA polymerase II
Molecular function (GO): DNA-binding transcription factor activity, RNA polymerase II-specific; RNA polymerase II cis-regulatory region sequence-specific DNA binding
Source: RefSeq, a predicted model, not a curated record
AUUGUAUUGCACACCUCUAAAAAAAACACUGCCUCUGAUUUAUCAAUAUAAAAAAGAUCCUCUGAGAGGAGUGGGCACUUUUGUGUGAUGGCAACUUCACUUCUAGGGCAUGGCGCUUUGCUUCCGAAUCAGACGCCGGCAGCCAAACUUGUCCCCUCCCGUAGAGUAGGAAGCAGCCGGGCGCCGGGGCAGUUGGGGGAGCCAGGAAGAACCGAGGUUGGGAUCGACUCCUCUGGCCAUGCUUGCUGCUACCUGUAAUAAGAUCGGCAGCCCCAGCCCGUCUCCCUCCUCCCUCUCGGACAGCUCCUCUUCCUUCGGCAAAGGCUUCCACCCCUGGAAACGUUCCUCCUCUUCCUCCUCCGGCAGCUGCAAUGUAGUGGGUUCCAGUCUCUCAAGCUUCGGCGUGUCGGGGGCCUCCAGGAACGGCGGCUCGUCUUCGGCGGCGGCGGCGGCAGCGGCGGCGGCGGCGGCCGCCGCAGCCCUGGUCUCCGACUCGUUCAGCUGCGGCGGCUCGCCAGGCUCCAGCGCCUUCUCCCUAACCUCCAGCAGCGCCGCGGCCGCCGCCGCGGCUGCCGCGGCCGCCGCCUCCAGCUCCCCUUUCGCAAACGACUACUCGGUGUUCCAGGCCCCUGGCGUCUCGGGGGGCAGCGGCGGCGGGGGCGGCGGCGGUGGUGGCGGCUCCUCUGCGCACUCGCAGGACGGUUCCCACCAGCCGGUGUUCAUUUCCAAGGUGCACACCUCGGUGGACGGGCUGCAGGGCAUCUACCCGCGCGUGGGCAUGGCGCACCCAUACGAAUCGUGGUUCAAGCCCUCGCACCCGGGCCUGGGUGCUGCCAGCGACGUGGGCUCGGCCGGCGCCUCCAGCUGGUGGGACGUGGGCGCUGGCUGGAUAGACGUGCAGAACCCGAACGGCGCGGCGGCGCUUCCCGGCUCGCUGCACCCGGCCGCCGGGGGGCUCCAAACCUCGCUGCAUUCACCUCUCGGAGGCUACAACUCGGAUUACUCAGGCCUGAGCCACUCAGCCUUUAGCAGCGGCGCCUCCUCGCAUCUGCUCAGCCCCGCAGGGCAGCACCUCAUGGACGGCUUCAAGCCGGUGCUGCCCGGCUCGUACCCGGACUCAGCCCCGUCGCCGCUGGCCGGCGCUGGGAGCUCAAUGCUGAGUGCCGGGCCGUCAGCGCCGCUGGGGGGCUCCCCGCGCUCCUCCGCGCGCCGCUACUCGGGCCGCGCCACCUGCGACUGCCCCAACUGCCAGGAGGCGGAGCGGCUGGGCCCGGCCGGGGCGAGCCUUCGGCGCAAGGGCCUGCACAGCUGCCACAUCCCCGGCUGCGGCAAGGUGUAUGGCAAGACGUCGCACCUCAAGGCGCACCUGCGCUGGCACACGGGCGAGCGGCCCUUCGUGUGCAACUGGCUCUUCUGCGGCAAGCGCUUCACGCGAUCCGACGAGCUGCAGCGGCAUCUGCGGACCCACACGGGCGAGAAGCGCUUCGCCUGUCCGGUCUGCAACAAGCGCUUCAUGCGUAGCGACCACCUUAGCAAGCACGUGAAGACGCACAGCGGUGGCGGCGGCGGCGGCUCUGCGGGCUCUGGCAGCGGCGGCAAGAAGGGUAGCGACACCGACAGCGAGCACAGUGCCGCGGGCAGCCCGCCCUGCCACUCCCCGGAGCUGCUGCAGCCCCCUGAGCCCGGGCACCGCAACGGCCUGGAGUGACACGCACCCCGCGCCUGUCCCUCUCCCCGACCCCUCCCACCCCGUUCUGCUUGAGCCGUGGCUGUCCUGGUCUCUGCCCACUGCACCCUGCUCGCUCGCUCUCUGUCUGUCUCUCUGUUCCUCUCUUCUAACUUCCUCUGU